CAGAGGGAAAACUAGGAUUAAGAACAAGAGGAGGUUUGGGACUUUGGACACAGACUCUGCCCUUCAAAGACAUUUUGGGUAUAGCUACAGAGUAAGAUAAACAUAACUGGAUAAUCUAUUAAACUUUCUUCUGAAAGUACAAGCAGACCCAGCAGAGAUAUAUAAUCAGAUCCCAGAAACUAACGAAGAAAUGAAUUGGUGCACCAUGUUAUACAUGUGGCUUUCAGCGCUUGCUGCAGGAGCAGUAAUGUUGUAUGUUUCUUUGAAGUUCCUGUCCCCAUAUUUUUGGGAAGACCUGAAUUACUUCAUGAGGCGGAUUAGAUUUAAAAUGAGGAUAACAAGGAGGGCAAGUAAGGGAAUCCACUCACUGACUGAUAUGUUUAUGCUACAAGUACAAAAGACUCCAAAUAAGCCAUUCAUCAUCUAUGAAGGGAAUGUCCACACUUACCAGGAUGUGGACAGAAGAAGUAACAAGGUAGCUCAGGUCUUCCUGCGCCAGGAGGCUCUGAAAAAGGGAGACACCAUAGCCCUCCUGAUGAGCAACGAGCCCGACUUCAUCCAUGUGUGGUUUGGACUGGCUAAACUGGGCUUUGUGAUAACUUUCCUCAACGUCAACCUCCACUCCAGGUCCCUCCUGCACUGUGUUAACACCUCUGCUGCAAAAGCAUUAGUGAUAGGAGCAGACUGUUUGGGCUGCCUGGAGGAAGAGUUUAUUUUUCAGCUUCUGAAAAACAACAUUGGGAUCUGGCUUAUGAGCAAGAGUUCUUCUUUCCAACAUGUUGACACUUUACUAGACAAACUAGAUAACGUUUCUGACGAUCCUGUUCCACCUCACCUUACAGCUCAAACUAGCAUGAUCAAUACAGCUCUGUAUAUUUUCACAUCAGGGAGUACAGGUUUUCCAAAAGCUGCUGUCAUCAGUCAUCUUAAAAUACUAUCUGUCUGUCUAUUAUUUGCUCAGUGCGGUGCAGCUUCUCAAGACAUUAUGUAUAUCACUCUUCCCUUGUACCACAUAAGUGCUUCGCUCAUUGGUAUUGGUGGAUGCAUUGAAUUAGGAGCAACUUGUGUUCUGAAGAAGAAAUUUUCUGCCAGCCAGUUUUGGAGUGACUGUACAAAAUACAAUGUAACACUGUUCCUAUACAUAGGGGAAAUUUGUCGUUACCUUUGUCACCAGCCCAAAAAUGAAGGUGAAAGAGACCACCUAGUGCGCAUUGCUUUAGGGAAUGGCCUAAGACCUGCAGUCUGGGAAGAAUUUCUGAUGAGAUUUGGCCCUAUUAGAAUAUUUGAAUUCUAUGGUGCCACAGAAGGAAACAUUGGUUUUUUCAACUACAUCAAUAAAAUAGGUGCUGUGGGCCGUGUUAGCAUCUUCUUGAAGUUCCUCAGUUCUUUUGAACUGCUUAAAUAUGAUGUCUGGAAAGAGGAACCUGUGAAGGACAAACAUGGGUGGUGUGUAAAAACACUCAAAGGUGAAGCAGGUCUUUUGGUUGCCCGAGUGUCUCCGUCAACCCCGUUUGAUGGGUAUGCUGGAAAUCAAGAAGCCUCAGAAAGGAAAUUGCUACGAGAUGUAUUUGUGAAAGGAGAUGUGUACUUUAACACUGGGGAUCUCAUGCUGAUAGACCAGGAUGGCUUUGUCUACUUCACUGACAGAGUGGGAGACACUUUCAGAUGGAAAGGAGAAAAUGUUGCCACUCUAGAAGUCGCUGAAGUCCUUGGUAUGUUGGACUUUGUUCAAGAGGCCAAUGUAUAUGGAGUGAGUGUAAAAGGUUAUGAAGGAAGGAUAGGGAUGGCAGCUAUAGUUCUUAUUUCUGACCAACAGUUUGAUGGAAAGAGACUUUACAAACACGUCAUGGACUUCCUGCCAAGAUAUGCCCAGCCACAGUUUGUGAGAAUCAUGGAGGUUAUGAAAACUACUACAACUUUCAAGCAUCAGAAAGGACAUCUGGUGAAUGAAGGAUUUAAUCCAGAAAUUAUAUCUGAUCCUCUGUAUUUCUUGGAUGAGCAUGUGAAAUCCUAUAUUCCUUUGACAAAAGAGAUCUACAGAAGGUUAUUGUUGGAGAAGAUUAUAAGUAACAAACAAAAUGAUGGACAAAAUGAUGCACUAAUGAUGGUCCAGAAUAAACACAUCAGACAAAUACCUGCUAAACAAGAUGUUAUGUAAAUGUAAUUGUGAUACCAUAGUCUAUGGAAUAAUCUUGUUGUGUUUCAAUAGAAAUAAAUAUAGAAUACCACCAUGUUA
This is a messenger RNA of Alligator sinensis (Chinese alligator), 2236 nucleotides long. Its product is annotated as long-chain fatty acid transport protein 6-like. Lineage: Eukaryota; Metazoa; Chordata; Crocodylia; Alligatoridae. The transcript has 12 exons. Gene Ontology annotation, cellular component: endoplasmic reticulum. Gene Ontology annotation, molecular function: long-chain fatty acid-CoA ligase activity; long-chain fatty acid transmembrane transporter activity. The record is from RefSeq and is a predicted model, not a curated record. The coding region runs from base 191 to 2158 and encodes 655 amino acids.